CUUUCUUAGAAUGACUACCCGUGCUUGGAUUCCCUGGGAUUUCGCAGUCCAUUUUGUUGUCAUGUGUCAGAUACUAACUUCCUUCUCCCAAAUAGAUCAAGCCUAUUGACAUAACUUCUCAAUCAUUCUAUUUUUCUUUUCUAAUUUUCACAUCUCAAUGUGUAAUUUCCACUGGAGUUGAAGCUGUGGCGGUGACACUGUUGGUGUGAAGAGUGAGCAAGGUGAUCGUGCUUCAUUUGGUCUUCUAAUUUUCUCUUCAGUUUCUGUGGUGCCAUUCCCUUAUUUACUGUGAAUCUUUUCUGGGCACUUUCCACCACUCCUGUUCUGGGUUUUCUCUGCCAUAGGUUGGAAGCUGGAGCUUGUUCUUGUGUUGAAGGUGAAAUCAAGCUCCAUACUUCAUCUGGGUCUAGUUAUAAUUCUAUAAAAUUUUGACUUUAUGCUUACCAAACGUUCUUUGUGGUUAAAUGACUGGUGGGUUUUGCUAGCUGGCUAAGUCUGCUCUUUAAAAAAGUUUCCAAUUAUUAAGUGAUGUUUCGGUCUUCUGAGGCCCAUGUGCCAUGCUUAUGAAGAGUUAAAAGGAGAAACGGGUACAAGUCUUUACGAGCUUGAGAUUCUGGGAUGGUUAGUAAUGGGAUUGAAUAUUUGUUCAAACUCCAAAGAACCAUUACAAGGUUUUGAUUGCAAACGAAAGGAACGAUCUUGGUCAGAUGGGACACGACGAGUUGGUGACAGUUGACAACGUAUCUGGAGAUGAGCUUGAAUCAACUUCUUCUGAGAAAGAAGAGAAUUGGAGUUAAAAUUUGGAGCAGAAUUCUUCAGAGGUUAAUUCUACAUCUUCAGAGUUCAACUCUACACUUGGAGUAGGUUUGGACCAUUUCAUCCCAGAGCCUGUUGGAACUGAGAGUAACCUUGUUGCUACUGACAAUGAGAUUUUGUUUCCUAAAUCAAUGAUGGAAUUUUGGGAUUCUCCAAGGCAAGACCUAACAGUGGACAGGCUUUCAGAGUGUGAGAAGCAAAAGCUGCUUAACCUUGUAAAGAUACAAAAUGAUGGGACUGUUGAUGUUGAUCUGGAAAAAGAUGCACCUCUUGUAUCCGAAUUGUUGAAGUUUCAAUCUUUUGAAGAGUCAACAAUGAGUGCAAGUGUUGUUUCUGAAUCAAAAAAAUCAGCUCCAUGGUUACAAAUUGUCAUGCUUGUGGUUGGGACUAGAGGCGAUGUACAACCUUUCCUGGCCAUCGCAAAAAAACUCCAGGACUAUGGUCAUCGUGUUAGGCUGGCAACACAUGCUGAUUUUGACACAUUUGUAAAGAGUGCUGGUGUUGAUUUCUAUCCGUUGGGUGGUGAUCCUCGUGCUUUGGCAAGAUAUAUGGUGAGGAAUAAAGGUAUAAUCCCAUCUGGUCCAACUGAAAUAUCUAUCCAAAGAAAGCAGCUGAAGGCUAUUAUUGAUUCUCUUCUUCCAGCAUGCAUAGAACCUGAUUUGGAAACUGGUAUUCCUUUUAGAGCUCAGGCUAUUAUAGCCAAUCCUACAGCAUGUGGACAUACACACAUUGCUGAAGCCCUCGGGGUGCCCCUUCACAUCUUCUUCACAAUGCCUUGGACGCCAACAUAUGAGUUUUCACACCCUUUGGCGCGUGUUCCUCAAAGUGCUGGUUAUUGGCUGUCAUAUAUAAUUGUGGAUGUACUGAUAUGGUGGGGAAUACGAGGACUCAUCAAUGACUUCAGGAAAAGAAAAUUGAAGCUUGCUCCUAUUGCAUACUUCAGUAUAUACAGUGGAUCAAUUACUCAUUUACCUACUGGCUAUAUGUGGAGUCCUCAUGUGGUUCCAAAACCAACUGACUGGGGCCCCUUAGUUGAUGUCGUUGGUUAUUGUUUCUUGAACCUUGGCUCAAAGUAUCAACCACAGGAAGAUUUUGUCCAAUGGAUUCAAAAAGGACCAAAACCUUUAUAUUUUGGGUUUGGGAGCAUGCCUCUUGAUGAUCCUAAAAGAACUACUGAUGUCAUAGUGGAGGCACUGAAGGAUACAGGGCAACGAGGAAUUAUUGACCGGGGCUGGGGGAAUCUAGGCAAUUUGGCAGAAGUUCCAGAAAAUGUUUUCGUGCUAGAGGAAUGCCCUCAUGACUGGUUGUUUCCCCAAUGUUCAGCUUUGGUGCAUCAUGGUGGUGCUGGAACAACGGCUACAGGACUAAAGGCCGGGUGUCCAACAACCAUUGUUCCAUUCUUUGGAGAUCAGUUCUUUUGGGGAGACAGAAUAUAUCAGAGAGGGCUGGGACNUGUUCCAAUUCCUAUAUCUCAGCUUAGUCUUGAAAAUUUAACAAAUGCCAUAAAUUUCAUGCUCCAGCCAGAGGUAAAAUCACAAGCAAUGGCAAUCGCAAAGUUGAUAGAGAAUGAAGACGGUGUUACAGCUGCAGUUGAUGCGUUUCACCGCCAUCUACCACCAGAGCUACCACUACCAACUCCAUCUCCUGUAGUGGAGGACCAUGCAAAUCCAUUGCAGUGGUUUUUUGUCCAACUAGCAAAGUUGUGCACUUUACCUUGUGGGAGUGUAUAGUUUUUUUGCUUUUUUGACUGAGUAUAUUCUUUUUUAUCUUCUAUUCAUUACAUAAUUACAUUUUAUAGGAGUUUUCCCUCUUUUUUUUUUAGCAAUGGAAGCAGUGAUUAGCUUAGUAUGAUAUUCCAUUCAUUUCUGUCAAAAUCUCUUCUUGUGAAGUUUGACUAAUAGUAGUAAUCUUGAAGUUGAGCAUCUCAAUUUUGGAGUAUGUUCUUUUUUCUGA
Molecule: messenger RNA, 2769 nt
Organism: Vigna radiata var. radiata (mung bean)
Lineage: Eukaryota; Viridiplantae; Streptophyta; Magnoliopsida; Fabales; Fabaceae
Product: sterol 3-beta-glucosyltransferase UGT80B1
Exons: 15
Coding region: 948-2546 (532 amino acids)
Biological process (GO): carbohydrate metabolic process
Molecular function (GO): hexosyltransferase activity; UDP-glycosyltransferase activity
Source: RefSeq, a predicted model, not a curated record